Notechis scutatus (mainland tiger snake) is the source of this 1843-nucleotide messenger RNA. The record is from RefSeq and is a predicted model, not a curated record. Lineage: Eukaryota; Metazoa; Chordata; Lepidosauria; Squamata; Elapidae.
UCUACGCGCCGGCUUCCAGAGCUCGCUCAUUGGCCUCCGAGCACCCGGAAAGCGGCUGCUGAAAGCCAUGAAGCAAAAGUGGACCGAAGAGGAGGAAGCCCAACCUGCUGCAGCAGCGCCCUCUUCAGCCUUUCCGUCUCCAAGCUCCGUUGAGCCCAACCUCCGUCACCUGGUGCUGGUGGCCAACACGCUCCGUGGCUUCCAGGGGGAGAUGCAGCCAGGGCCUCUUCUCCAGGCUGCUUUAGGCUAGGAGGACCCUUCUGAGGGCAGCUCGAUGCCCAGUGCCCUGACCUGCAGCCGGUCAGAGCCCAGCUGGAGGCUGAUGUCACCCCCUUCCCUCUCCCCGCCCCUGGGCGACCUCCUCCUUUCCGAUGCGGAUUCCUCUGCCUUCCGGGCCUUUGGUAUUGGUCAGCCCAAAGAGCACCCCUCCCCCCUGUCUUUGUUCAGCCCUGAGGCUGGAUGGAUUCCCCAUGCCUGCCCUUCUAGCACUCUGGAGCUUAUGAGCCCAGGUGGCUACCUUCUGGAAGAUAGCCUGGAGGGGGUCUUGGAGGACAUGGGCACCUCCAUGUUUGACUGCGAUCUGUGGUUGCCCACCAGCCUCCCCUACUUUAAGGAGGCCUUCUGCUCACCAGGGGAUCAGGUGCCAGAUGUGGCAGGCUGUCUUGGCUGUCCCAUGGCUGUGCUUGUGGGAGUGCAGGAACUACGAGGACCCUGUCACAGAAACUUGUGGUCCCUGGUUGCCUGCUGGAAAUGGGAGCUGACCAUCUCAGGGAACGAAGUCUUCAUUGCAUCUUCCCAACUCCUCACACGGCUGGCUCCCUCUCUGGAAGCUUUCUCAAAAGACAAGUGACCAACCUAGCCUAUGGCAGUGGCCUAAAGAGGCUCUUCUGGAGCUCAGCCGGGGACUUUAUUUACACAAAGGGCUUGAUCUGUCUCCGUUGGAGGGAAGGGACCUGCCAGGACUUUGAUUUCGGGAUCCAGAAUGCCUGCUUUUGAGAGAGAGACUUUACCGAGUCUUCUCCAGAACAGCACCUCUGGUUUUCCUCUCCUGGUGAACCCUCCAGAUCUGCCUGGGUGGGGGAGCUUCACCAGGCUGGUCUCCUUAUGGGAGUAGAGAGGGAGCGAUUCCCACAAGUUGGGCAGUCAAGAGGGUCAUUUAUUAUAUGAGCAUCAAGUAUUUAAAAAAGUGAAAAAGCUGCAUCCUGUUAAAUUGCUUUAAAGAAUUCAACACUUUCAUGUUGGAAUUGCAAGUGUUCUGUGUAUCUGAGAAGGAAGGACAGGAAGAGGGUCUUUGCAGGGACUUCUCCUUUCCUGCCCCCAGACCAAGCACACCCCCAACUGCUGCUUUCCCCUCUUGGCUUGAUUCACCCACUGCAAAGCUGGAGACUCUUCCCCAGCAGCCCUGGCUGGCACAGGCCUUCUUUCUUCAGUGGGCAGCAGAUUGGUUCACAGGCCCUGCUGGCUGGCCCACCGCCUGCCUUACAGCCCCUCUGAAUCUGGCUUAGCAUUUCAACUCCAGCCUCCUCUGCGCUGCUGGAGGAAUUGGAGGAGUGCAGGGUUGUGCAUGUUUCUGUUACUCCCAAAGGAAACUGAAUUCUUCUAAGUGAAUCGGACAUUACUGUUGCCAUCAUUUGACACGGGCAUCUACUUAUCUGUUUUCACCGACAAGGACAAACAUUUAAAAGCAGAAUCAGAAUUAAAAGACAGAUUAAAAAUACAAUAAGUACAAAACCUGCCAGGGUAAAGAGGUGUAUUUGGAUUCCCUGAAUGUCUUUGCGGAGAGCGAGGGGUGCCCAGGCCUUCCCCGGGGACGUUUUUCUGGUCCCUUCUCUCGCCUGGUCGC